Molecule: messenger RNA, 1578 nt
Organism: Colletotrichum higginsianum IMI 349063
Lineage: Eukaryota; Fungi; Ascomycota; Sordariomycetes; Glomerellales; Glomerellaceae
Exons: 2
Coding region: 1-1578 (525 amino acids)
Source: RefSeq, a predicted model, not a curated record
AUGACGAGACUCGGUCCCUUGACCGCGCAGGCUCUGGGCCGCUCGCCUUACGACGAUGUGGUGGAUGGUGAAGGCGAAGACGACCCCCACGCACCCAUUCAGCAAUACGACAACCGCGGACGACCCGUCAAUCCCGAAACGAAACGAAUGAACCGCGAUAUGGUCCGCUCCCACAACGAGGUCAUGCAGGUCAUUGGCGUUGCUGAGCCAGAUAACACCCCCUCCUCCGCCGAGGUCGACUCGGUCCGGCGGUACUUCAACUACGAAGAUGCCGUUGGAACCCGACUUCUGCGGUUCGGGCGCGCACUGGAGAUCGCUGGCGUUUGGGGCAUCAACGGCAUGCGAUUGCGUAUCCUCCUAUACAAGCGCUACGCCGAUAUCUCCUUCUUUGAGCUUCUCCAACACGAAAGGAAGCAACGCUCAUUAUCAGGCGCUCUUCUGACCGGGCUGCCUACCUUCAUUGGUGGUCACGUCUUCAAGAUGGCCACCUACUGGUUCUACCCCUUCCCAAGGAAGAACCGCUACAUCAAUACGACCCUCUCGUACAUCCGCGUGCACCUGCAGCUUUACGUCUUCCUCCAAAGAUUAGACAUCAUCCCCUCCAGUAGUUGGUUUCCGCCGUUGAGCUUCUUCAUUCCAGGUUCACCCUCGUCGCCCGUCGCAGCCCCGGCACCACCCGACGACUUCAGCGCACAUUCGCUAGUGCAAUAUGCCGGCGCGUGGUGUGUGAAUGCUAUUCCGUUCGUGUCGUAUGUCAUCUGGGGUCAGAUCUGGACAGAGGUUACCGGCCAUCUGUGGCAAGAGUUUUAUGGGCGACUGCCAAACACGGUGCACCACCGCAAACCUACGCCGCCACCGCCGCCACCACCGGCGCCGAUCCCGGAGACUCCAGAGCCGGUGCCCGAUGUUGACCGAUCGCAGCCGGGCCCUCUCUCUGAGGUUGCGCAUGAAGAGAUCCCCGAGGACAGCCCCCCCGAAGCGGAACCCAUUGAACCCCUUGUGCAAGCGGCUCGUCGGCCCAGUGCAUUCUCAACCCGGGGAGAUGAUUACGGGAGCGACGACGAAGAGGAUGGAGGCGUUAGUGCGACUUUGAUCAGCUUCGACGUCGAAGCCACUGACUCGACCGACGCUCCCCCGGGACUAUGGUCUGCCGAACUGCGUCCGAGCACAGGCCCUGAAGGCUCUGGUCACGGUGCUUCUGUGCAGUACAUGGACACUAUGUUGACCAGACUGCCGGCGUGUCUGGCUUCUGACAUAUUCACUGUUAUCUCGGGGUAUAUCUUGGUUUCACCCUACGAAGCUGUCGCUCUACGUCUGGUCGCCCGGUCCUACCGUGAGCGAAUGGGGCUCCCCACCUUUGACAUCCACGACACCAAUAUCUUCAGCGGUAUGACAAUGAGAGGGGUCACCAAUUUCCUCGGGCUGGAGUUUAUGCACUUGGUGAUUGCGGGUGAGCUAUGGGCGCUUGUAACCGGCCUUGCCCAGUGGUUUCAUCUGACAGAGGAAGAGUGGAAGCUAUUUAACGAGAUUGAGGAGACGGAGGCGGCGGAGGAACGGAGGCGGCAGGCGCAGGCCUAA